AUGCGCUUCUUCAGCUUCGUUCCUUUCCUCGUUCUGGCUCCUUUUGCCUUUGCGUCUCCAGCAGUCCAAGGUUCCCAAGCGGAGGCUGCUGCUCCCUUGGAUUUGACCAACAGGGCCGUUGAUCUCAGUGGCCUGCUCGGAACUCUCACUCAGGACCUUGGUGCCAUUACUUCGCUGCUGAAGCCAGCAACCUUCACGAACAUCGAAUCUGUUAUCACCCAUCUGGCGCUACUCCUCGAUGACAAGACCACCAACCAGACCAAGUCGCUGCUGAACACGGCCAGCACUCUCCUCGCUGGCCCUCUCCUCCCAUCGCUCACCAGCCUCAUUACACCCGACUUUAUCACUAAGAUCAGCGGACUUAUCAACAACGCAAACAACCUAUUGACUCCGACAUUCGUCAAGCAGACGACCGGGUUGAUCAACGAUGUUGCUCCUUUGAUCUCGGCCGUCGCUCAACUGAUAGGUGGUCUUCUCUCCGCUAUCCUUGGCGGAUAGAGUACGAACGAGCUGGUUUGUGG
This is a messenger RNA of Pseudogymnoascus verrucosus, 521 nucleotides long. RefSeq lists its product as uncharacterized. Bases 1 to 498 code for a protein of 165 amino acids. The record is from RefSeq and is a predicted model, not a curated record. The transcript has 2 exons. NCBI's taxonomy places the organism in Eukaryota, Fungi, Ascomycota, Leotiomycetes, Thelebolales, Thelebolaceae.